Molecule: messenger RNA, 2394 nt
Organism: Polyodon spathula (Mississippi paddlefish)
Lineage: Eukaryota; Metazoa; Chordata; Actinopteri; Acipenseriformes; Polyodontidae
Product: pyruvate carboxylase, mitochondrial-like
Exons: 5
Coding region: 1-942 (313 amino acids)
Biological process (GO): gluconeogenesis; pyruvate metabolic process
Cellular component (GO): cytoplasm
Molecular function (GO): pyruvate carboxylase activity; ATP binding
Source: RefSeq, a predicted model, not a curated record
AUGGCUGUGUCCCGGCUGCGUGCCCCCCAGUCCCGGGCUCCCCCACCCCGGAUUCCCAUCUCAAAAAGGGGAAUACCAGGAGGGCAGUGGGUGAGUCAGUGCGUGCCUCUUGUGUCUCCCCAGGUGACCCCCUCCUCCAAGAUCGUGGGGGACCUGGCUCAGUUCAUGGUGCAGAACGGCCUGAGCCGGGAGGAGGUGGAGGAGCAGGCGGACGAGCUCUCCCUGCCCCUGUCUGUGGUGGAGUACCUGCAGGGCUACAUCGGGAUCCCGCAUGGGGGCUUCCCUGAGCCGCUGAGAUCCAAGGUUCUGAAGGACCUCCCUCGUAUAGAGGGUCGCCCCGGGGCCUCUCUGCCCCCCCUGGAUUUCGAGGCGCUGGAGAAGCAGCUGAAGGAGAAGCACCGUGACGAGGUCACCCCCGAGGACGUCCUGUCGGCAGCCAUGUACCCCAAAGUGUUCGAUGAAUUCAAGGAGUUCACCUCUCAGUUCGGCCCGGUCGAGUGCCUCAACACCAGACUCUUCCUGGAGGGCCCCAAAAUCGCGGAGGAGUUUAAGGUGGAGCUGGAGCGAGGGAAGACGCUUCAUAUCAAAGCCCUGGCUCUCGGAGAUCUGAACCAGGCAGGGCAGAGACAGGUCUUCUUCGAGCUCAACGGUCAGCUGAGAUCCGUGCUGGUCAAGGACACGGUCGCCAUGAAGGAUUUACAUUUCCACCCCAAAGCCCUGAAGGACGUCAAGGGCCAGGUGGGGGCCCCCAUGCCGGGGAAAGUCAUCGAUCUGAAGGUGAAGGAGGGAGACUCCAUCGAGAAGGGGCGCCCCCUGUGUGUGCUGAGCGCCAUGAAGAUGGAGACGGUGGUGAACUCUCCCGUGUCCGGGACCAUCAAGAAAAUCUACAUCAAAACAGAUAUGAACCUGGAGGGAGAUGACCUGAUCCUAGAGAUCGAAUAAACUAGACCCGAAUUAUUUGAACAACAAAAACCGCUCCCAGCAACGUUUCUGUCCCUUCUGAAAGCUUCCCAUUGCAAAGGCAGAGUUUUAAUUUUAAGCUUGGUAAAGCCUGGAGAGCUAUAGUAAAAUCAUAAAACAUUACUGGUUAAAAACUGCAAAUAUAUAUUAGGGCCAGCUUUUAGAAGGGAUGUCUUUUACUGGUUUCAAUUAGAGCACCAUUCCACUAACUCAAGGGUUAGAAACUCACACUAGCCCUGCUGCUGCUGCACCCAGUCCUGGGGUUCAGAGCUCCCCUCAUUGGAAUCUCUUAUUAAUAAUAUUGCAAUGAUCAGGAGCCAGGAGUUUGAGCAGGGUUAGAAACUCGCACUAGAGUGGCUGCCUGUUUUUGUGUCGCUAGGUGAAAAAAUAGUUUUAUACAUAUUUAAAAUAUAUGCAUGGUAACAUGUGUGUGUGCAAAAAAUCUAUAUGUUAAAAACAAAAACAUCUCGGAACACCCAAACAAUAUAGUGAGUAGUUAUUAAAAAAAAGUUGAUUUGCGUUCUUAAAGAACUGGGAAUAAUGUGUUGAUCUGAAGUCCGCUGUAGAACAAAGACGUCAAGUGACAGCUGCUCGGUGGGUUUUUGGCCAAUCAGUAGGAGGAGGGAGUGGUUUUGAGAUUCAGCUCUUAACUCUUAAAGCGCUGAAGCAAGUGUAGUACAGUAUUAAAAUAAGGUUUGAAAAUCUUACGUAAAUCAGAGUUAUUUUGACGGUUUACAUGGCUCUUUUAGUUAAUAUCUGUCAUCUCAAAUUCCUUAUUUGACUAUAUAUGCAAUGUUAGUAACAUAAUCAGAUACCAUCUGUGCUUCACGCUGUCCACAUGACUCCAUGUACACUAGGCCAGUUCGGGCUUUUCAACUCGCACCCCAGUGCAUUCUGGUAAGUGUAGUCCUGCUGUGAAAAGGUACCAGAAUGCAUUGCAUUGUAGUUUAAACAUCCAAAGCUAUCCUAGUGCACAUGCCUAGUCCUGGGUAGUGUGGCCUAUCCAUCUGUAUAAUAAUUGCUCAUUCUUCUGUUGUAGGAGGUACUAAUGUUAUGUCAUAUUUGUUGUUCAUCCUAUAUUCCUUUACAUUGUUACUAAAGAAACUUGGCUCCUGUUUUUAAAACUGAUUUUGGACUUUGGAAUUUGAUAAAUGCUUUCCUGAAGUGUUUUAUUCUUCCAAAAUAGCCCAGACAAGACAACAGCAGGGUGACCAAACUGCCUGGUAUGAUCCAAUUAGACUCGUUUUGAAAGUCUUAAUGAAGAAGUGUGACUGGUCUGCGGGACUGUAGUUUACAAUCUGACAGGGUAAAACAAAACACAUUUCUGAUCGCGUGUAUUCUGCUGUGGCUUUUGUAGUUUUAACAACUCUCUCUUCAAUUAUCAAUCUCUUCCAUGUGAUUUAGCCUUAAAUAAAAAAAAUCUUUGAAACUGGA